AUGCCACGACGGGGAACAGCUUUCCGCUGGCCAAUCUUCAAGCUCGACCGACUCCAUCCUCGUGUCCCUUGCCUUGCGGCUCCCGAUCUGCUUGGUCCGAGUCAAGAUGGUUUCCGUCCUUCCCGUCGUGGGGAGGUCUGGGAUGUUUUGUUCGAGGGGGUGGGAAGAAAGGAGUCCAGCAGGGAACGAUGGACGAAGAUCAUCGCUGUCGUCCGUGGUGACUCCAAGGUCACCGGCUCCGUCGUCUUCGAGCAGGAGUCCGAGUCCGCUCCCACCAAGAUCACCUGGGACAUCACCGGUAACGACGCCAACGCCAAGCGUGGCAUGCACAUCCACACCUUUGGCGACAACACCAACGGCUGCACCUCUGCCGGCCCUCACUUCAACCCCCACAACAAGGGUCACGGCGCCCCCGAGGACGAGGACCGCCACGUCGGUGACCUCGGCAACAUCGAGACCGAUGCUCAGGGCAACUCCAAGGGCACUGUCACCGACAAGCACGUCAAGCUGAUCGGCCCCCAGAGCGUCAUCGGCCGCACCGUCGUUGUCCACGGCGGCACCGACGACCUCGGCAAGGGCGAGAACGAGGAGUCCAAGAAGACUGGCAACGCCGGUCCCCGUCCCGCCUGCGGUGUUAUCGGUAUCUCCAACUAA
Colletotrichum spaethianum is the source of this 654-nucleotide messenger RNA. RefSeq names its product superoxide dismutase [Mn], mitochondrial. Gene Ontology annotation, biological process: removal of superoxide radicals. Gene Ontology annotation, molecular function: superoxide dismutase activity; copper ion binding. The transcript has 4 exons. The record is from RefSeq and is a predicted model, not a curated record. The coding region runs from base 1 to 654 and encodes 217 amino acids. NCBI's taxonomy places the organism in Eukaryota, Fungi, Ascomycota, Sordariomycetes, Glomerellales, Glomerellaceae.